GAGCACCGGGCAAGCUCAUGUUCGCAUCGAAGUUCACGUUAACGUCGUUCCGCUUAAAGUUCCCGUACCAUGACAAAGAAGUUCGAAUUUAAUUGGCGCAUCGAAGUGCCGGAGCUCUUGAGAAAUGGCGCGACGUUCGAUCGAUGGUUCGAAGACAAGGAGACGACUGAAUACGAGCCGAACUGCUUAUUUAAAGUCGACGAGUACGGUUUCUUUAUAUAUUGGAAAAGCGACGGCAAGGACGGCGAUGUCAUAGAAUUGGCUCAAGUAUGCGACAUUCGUUACGGAGGCACGCCAAAG
Messenger RNA from Wasmannia auropunctata (little fire ant), 300 nucleotides. Its product is annotated as 1-phosphatidylinositol 4,5-bisphosphate phosphodiesterase-like. The annotation marks the transcript as partial. NCBI's taxonomy places the organism in Eukaryota, Metazoa, Arthropoda, Insecta, Hymenoptera, Formicidae. The record is from RefSeq and is a predicted model, not a curated record. The transcript is spliced from 2 exons.